GUCGACACGAAGCCUCUUCGGUGCCCUUGUUCACGUUACUCUCUUUUCGGCAUCCUGUUUUCUCAUCAUGGCAAUCGAGGCAAACGUGUCCUGGGACACGAUUGGUCCUUUCAUUGUCUGGCAGUUUAUCAUUCCUUUGGUCGCAGGAUGGACGCAAACAAUCCUCUACGGCAUCUUCAUCCGUGCCGGUGACCCCAAACCGCCUCCCGGGUCUCUCCGCUUCGUCAGACACCGUCGGCAGCUCCUAAUGCUGAUCUACGCUGCCUACUUCGCCUUCAUCAUCUACGAGAUCGACUUCAACCUGCAGCGCGCGAGCAAUGCGUACAACGACCUCGGCGUGCCUGUAAAUGUGGGCGAGAGUGGGCUGCAGUCGCGGUUUAGGAAGCUGACGGUGCGCUUCCACCCCGACAAGGUGGGGCCCAAUGUCGACCAGGAAGCCGCGAACAACUACUACGUGCACCUGAAGCACGCACGGGAUACAAUACUCGACCCUGCGAAGCGCUUUGCGUACGACAGGUUUGGCCCGGACGUGCUGCAUCAGUGUCAGCAGUGCUUGACUGUGCGCGACUACACCAGCCAUGCGCUUCUGGUCGUACUGUAUACUUACGGCGCCCUCCUCAUUUUCCUCGUCGGCGCAAAUGCCCUUGGCUUCUUCAAAGACGGGGCAUACUGGCGCUACUGGGCUGUCCUCGCCAUUGCCACCUUCGAAGUCCGCACAGCGUUGCGGCCAGACCACCCGCCGUUCCUAUCCCAGUACCUCAACCCGCUCCUUCUAUCCUUAGGUCUACGCCCCGCCUACCUCCCCUUUCAAGCCACACUUAUCAUACGCAAAGCCUCUCUAUCCGCUGCACAGUUUCUCGGCCUCCUGAUCCCGCUGUAUCGCGACGACCCUCAGAAGCCCGCAAGGCCCGCUGACGACUCGGAAGAGGCUCGGCAUAGGCAGCUCGAUCGUCUCGAAGCUGUCGUACGAGAUGCCACUAUGGAUACUUCGCGACUUCUGGAUCUCGAAUCUGUCCCAUUCCGUGAGAAUGAGAAGGCGAAGAGUGAGCUGCGAGAUGCGUUGAAGAAGUACAUGGUGCAGAAUGUCGUGCAUCAAGAGCGGAAUGUGAGGAACGCUAUUGGUCAGAGUAUCGCGAGGCGGAGGGCAGGAGUUCCGCCUGGGGCUAAAGGGAACAGAUGAGAAUUCCUAAUGCAAUUACUUUAGUAUUACUAUU
Messenger RNA from Lindgomyces ingoldianus, 1214 nucleotides. RefSeq lists its product as uncharacterized. The transcript is spliced from 2 exons. Bases 68 to 1180 code for a protein of 370 amino acids. Lineage: Eukaryota; Fungi; Ascomycota; Dothideomycetes; Pleosporales; Lindgomycetaceae. The record is from RefSeq and is a predicted model, not a curated record.